CAGGGUGCACUCUUUCUUCAGUCUCAUCAGUCUGCGUUCAUUGUGACUCUGAAAAAGAUGACCCAUGAAGCCUAAUCCGGAUAUUUGAUGUCAUUUUUUUUCACGCACUCUCUGAUUUCUAAAAUCAGAGGUAGGCUAUGACUUUUUCGUGCACCUGAAUCUAUCGGUGACGGGCUAUUUGUUAUUUCUUUUAUCUGCGCACUGUGAGCCUCACAUAAUGUACAAGUUAGGCUUUGUCAUCGUGAUAAGCUGCGCGUUUUUUCCAUGGGGAUCUGGAGCGCCAAAGCCCCUGGCUGAAGAUCCCAGGUCCCAACUUGAGAGUAGUGCAGAGCAAAAUGACAGACUGCAAGAGGAGAUAGAAGGCCGACAGAACAUUCUCUCCAAGCUGCUGGGUGAUUAUGACAAAGUGAAAGCCCUGUCGGAAGGCUCUGACUGUCGGUGUAAAUGUGUUGUCAGACCCCUGAGCAGGAGCGCCUGUCGACGGAUAGAAGAAGGGAGCGCCUCUGCGCAGGACUUCUACACCGUGGAGACCAUCACUUCUGGACCGGAGUGCAAGUGCGCCUGCAUCGCCCCGCCAUCAGCGGUCAACCCCUGCGAGGGAGAGUACAGGCUAAAAAAGCUUAGGGAAGCUGGGAACGAAAAUGUCAAGCUGUCCACCAUACUUGAGCUGCUGGAGGGAUCCUUCUAUGGCAUGGAUCUACUGAAGCUGCACUCCGUUACCAACAAGCUCAUUGAUCGCGUGGAUCACAUCGAAAAGGCGGUGUCUCUGAAUCCAUCUGUGGAUGAGGUGAAACUCAGGGAAGGUCCUACUGGUCAAACAGGUUUAACUGAAAGCCCGACUCAGGUUCCCCAUCAGCCUCAGGGUGGAAAGAUAGUUGGAGAGGUUAGCAGAGCUGCAGCAUAUCAAGACCCAGAGUUGGUGUCUCUGAAUCCGACUGUGGAUGAGGUGAAGUUUUGGGAAAGCACUUCUGUUCAAGGAAGUGUGACUGAAAGCCCACCUACUCCUCUUCCAAAUCAGCAUAAGGAUGGGACGACAGUUGGUGAGGUCAGCAGGGCAGCAGCCAAUCAAGACCCAGAGGAAAAGUUUGACGGGAAGCUCAUUGUGGAAAAUCAACCCUUCUUACACACAGACGGCUCUGGUCAGAUCAUUGAGGUCAGACCUCAGGUGACCCUCAAAAGUAGCGCUAAUAAGGAGGCUUCUCAGGUGUCAAAGGCUGGAUCAUCUGGAAUGAUUAUCAGAGGAAUGACUUUUUAUAAAUCGGAGCCUGAUCCGAUGGUGGCAGAUGAUGGGGAGCCUGGAGAGAACUUUUUUGAGUAUGGUUUGAGCGGUGACGGUCCAGAUAACCUCUUUACCGAAGAGAAUCUGCUUCAACCCAGAUCUCCUCGGCCCUGGAGCAGAGAAGGACUGAGAUUGUUUCGACCAAAAACAACAGGUCCUUUGCACGCACCUAAGAAGACCAGCCAAUCAAAAAACACAAAAGAAACUGAGCCCUUAAAAACUCCUCAAAGGUUUAUCAGUGCCAUGGGAACCACAUCGGUUGCACAGAGUGACACAUCCACGGUGAGAAGCAUCAGCCUUGGACCACCUAUUGCAGAAAACAAAGACAGGACCACAGACUUCGUGCCUCAGACCACUCAAACAGUCACUGCUGGAAUCACCAACAGACCAGUCCCUUCGCUGAUUGAAGCAGCAAACAUUUCUUUAAGUAUUAGUCAGCCGAAAAAGAACAAAACCUCAGUCGAAGCCUCUGAAAACACAGCGACGGAGGAAAAUGCACAAGCAUUCACAACAACAAAUACACCCACCAGUGUGAAGGAACCCUCUGGUGUGGAGCUAAAAGACCAAUUGCAAACCAUAGCUGGCAGUACUUCAGCUAAUCCAGGCUCUGUUGAACUAAAUCCAACAACAAAGCCUUUAACUACCAGCCUGGAGACUACUAUGACCCUCACAACCCACGCUGACCCGACCACAGCACCGGUACAUCCCACAACAGCUGCCACAACUGCUACCUCCACACAGGCUGCUACUACAAAACAACCAGAAGAAACAACAUCCACCGACUUUUCAGGCUCAGAUUUGCCACAGACACCAACAGCUUUGCUUCCUGCAGCAUUAACUACCUCGUCUUCAACCACCACCACCACAACUACCACCACCACAACUACCAAACAGGCUGCUCAGGUCAAACAGAGAUACAAAAUCAGCUGGGAAGAGGAAGGACACAUGGAACUAGACGAACCGAUGCAGAGGCAUGAGGAAUCCAGGCCAAAGAAACCCGAGGAGUGCAAGGACACUUUGGCAACAAUCUCCGAGCCAGUCACUCACAACACCUAUGGCAGAAAUGAGGGAGCAUGGAUGAAGGAUCCGAAAUCUGAUAACGGCAAAAUUUAUGUGACAAACUUCUAUUAUGGAAACAACCUUCUGGAAUUCCGCAACCUGGAAGUUUUCAAGCAAGGCCGUUUCAGUAACUCCUACAAGCUUCCUUACAACUGGAUCGGCACAGGCCAUGUGGUCUAUGGCGGGGCCUUCUAUUACAAUCGCGCCUUCUCCCGUGACAUCAUCAAGUUUGACCUGCGACAGCGUUACGUGGCUGCUUGGACCAUGCUGCACGAUGCCCUGUAUGAAGACUCGUCGUCGCCUUGGGAUUGGCGUAGCCACUCGGACAUCGACUUUGCUGUGGACGAGAGCGGCCUGUGGAUCAUCUACCCGGCACUGGAUGACGAGGGCUUCUUACAGGAAGUGGUUGUCCUAAGUCGACUGGACCCCUCAGACCUCAGCAUGCAAAGGGAGACCACUUGGAGAACGGGGCUCAAGCGAAACCACUUCGGGAACUGCUUCGUUGUGUGUGGCGUCCUGUAUGCUGUUGACAGCUAUAACCAAAGAGACGCCAACCUGGAAUAUGCCUUCGACACGCACACAAACACUCAAAUGAUUCCCAGAAUGCCCUUCAUCAACAACUACACCUACACCACACAGAUUGACUACAAUCCUAAGGAGGGUGUUUUGUACGCAUGGGACAAUGGACACCAAGUCACAUACAACAUAAAGCUUGCCUAUGUUGAUGCUCAGUAAGGAUCUGUUUUAAGUGUAAUUGUUAAUACUAUGGUUUAUGGAUUGUAGAUCAGUCCACAUGGCUUCAUGUAUGGAGAGAAGCGAGGGGCCAAAUGUAUAAAAUUCAAUAUAUUGUGUUCAAAAUUGUUCUUAUUAAGAUUUUUUUUUGUAUUUCUACUUAAAAUAAAUUAAUAAGACUUA
Messenger RNA from Neolamprologus brichardi, 3253 nucleotides. The record is from RefSeq and is a predicted model, not a curated record. Lineage: Eukaryota; Metazoa; Chordata; Actinopteri; Cichliformes; Cichlidae.